Messenger RNA from Anopheles nili, 1586 nucleotides. RefSeq lists its product as uncharacterized. The transcript has 3 exons. Gene Ontology annotation, molecular function: protein binding. The coding region runs from base 143 to 1375 and encodes 410 amino acids. NCBI's taxonomy places the organism in Eukaryota, Metazoa, Arthropoda, Insecta, Diptera, Culicidae. The record is from RefSeq and is a predicted model, not a curated record.
AAUUGAGUAUGUGGGUGUGUGCGAUUGUUUUGGAUGUGUCCAUCGCUAUUGAUUUCCCGAAGACGGUGUGCUGCAUUUUAAAAGAUAGCUAGACCACUAUAGUGCCGGGUUGUCCUGGCAACGAAUAUUGUAACGCUAGGAAAUGUUGCCCUUUCUGGACGAGUCCGAAGAAUUGUUCAACUAUUGGAUUCUGAAAGCGUUACUGUUGAUCGUUAUCUACUUUGCUUGGCGUUCGACCUACGUCCGAGAAGAUCGUCCAAAUGCUGCCGUGCUUGUGAUUGAAAAUAAUUUGGGACGUUUGAAUACAAUUCAACCACACAGCGUGACGACGAUCAUCCUGCGUAGCUCAUCACAACAGUCCAAUAUAUCAAAUGUAACUGAAACAGAAGAGCUUGACCUUGAAAACAAUAGCAUAGCCUCCUCAAUCGAUAACAUCACGCAGUCCAUCCUAACCGAAGCAUCGGAGUCGGCAACGGGGCUGGAUUUAAGUGAUACCGAAGGUUACCCAGGUGUAGUGAAUCCGCCUGUUGUGGACACAUUUCACGACCCAGGACCGGAAGAAAUUAUUAGACAGAUGGAUGCCACUGAGCCUGAGGACGUGUCAAUGUCGCAAGACAACGUUUCGACAUUACUAUCCGGUGUGCGAUUUCGACCAAACGCCGCCAGUCCGGAAGGUACUUCAAACAGUGAUGGUAAAUCCACUGGACACGUGGAUAGCAGCAACGCAAACCCAAGCACAUCGAGCAGCGGCAUCGUGGAACCUACUGCGACGACAAAACCGAUAAGGAUUAAACUAAAAUAUCUCAAUGAUGAUUCAAAGCUUGUGGAAGGCAACCUAAACGAAGGCAUCGGAGAGUUUAAACGGCGCAAUUUCACCCUCGAACUUGCAGCACAGAAAUUGGUCCGUUUAGUUUUCAACGGGCAUGUGCUUCAACCGGACAACAAGACGCUGGCGGCAUGCGGUUUGUUCGAUAAUUGCGUCGUCCAUUGUCUGAUACAUAAUCAGAAAUCCUCGCUAAAUGGAGGCGUUGGAGGUAACGAUCGCCCCUUGGAGGGAGCGACCGGCGACCAUCCGAAUUCUGCGAGUGGUGCCAACAGCGGGAUGGAUUCCCGUGAUGGUACAGACACCGAUCGGGCUUCAGAUCGUCGCGGAACGGAUGCAGAUACCCGAUCUGGCGGGACACGUUAUGGAACGUACUUCAUCUACAUUGGCACGCUAACCGUCACAGCCGUCAUACUGUACGGAUGGUAUUGUCGCUUUCAUUAUGGUCAUUUGUUUAAUCUGAACUCCACGAUCGGGCUGAUCGUCACGACCACGACUUUUCUCAUCAUGAUGCCGACGAUUAUCCUCGCGGACAGUAAUACACCAAAUUGAAUGUCUCACAACAAAACGAAAAUGUAUGCUUCUCGCUGUCGGUAUGCAACGGGCAUAUUUACUGCGGAUGCCGUGCACAUGUGUCUGGCAUUCAUUGUGAGUGCAAACUGUACCCUGUAUUGGUUGCGAACGACCAGCAAAAUCACAUCUUGUUUUAUCCAUUAUCUGUUCACUGCGAUAUUUCUAUCUGCUCCUUGUUUUGUACAUAAUG